Messenger RNA from Folsomia candida, 4367 nucleotides. RefSeq names its product serine/threonine-protein phosphatase 4 regulatory subunit 1. Gene Ontology annotation, biological process: protein dephosphorylation. Gene Ontology annotation, molecular function: protein phosphatase regulator activity. The record is from RefSeq and is a predicted model, not a curated record. The coding region runs from base 1028 to 3862 and encodes 944 amino acids. Lineage: Eukaryota; Metazoa; Arthropoda; Collembola; Entomobryomorpha; Isotomidae. The transcript is spliced from 14 exons.
CUCACAAUAGGGCCACUGCCACCACUCUUGGCGUGUGGGUCCGUGUCACAGGGAAUUCUCGCUUCUCCCGUAACAACAACACCACUACUCGCCAUACUAUCCGACUUCCUCCCCCCCUCUCUUCACUGGCCUUUGUACCUUUGUGUGGCCUCUUGGUCAUCUCCACUAUCUCGCACCCAUCACCAAAUUCACCAACUUCACCGCCACAACUUACUCCGACUUGUUCUCUCUCUGUGUGGUGCGGAUGAGCUUAUCAGGCUCCAAUCUAAAAAGUGAGUGAGCAGAGUUGUCGUACUUUUUUAUCGACCUUGACUUGUAUGGAUUCAUUUCCUUCCGUCGUGGUGUCAGUGUCUUUCUCCUGCAGCGUCUUGCUUAAACACUGCCGGCAGCAGUGAUGUGUGGGUGGUGGUGUCAAUUUCGACCAUCCAAAGAGUCGGUUGAUUACUAUGUACUCACCAGGGCAGACUUAGAGGUUGUCAGGUCAGGAGAGACUGCAUACUACUCUAGACUACGACUCGUCUGAAAUUUGGACCAUGAUACCAGUGUCUCAGCAGUGAGUGGAUUAUUUCAAUUUCAGAACUGAAAUAUCCGAGAUAAAACUUUCAUCAGGUAUAGUGCGAGAGUUGCACCUUGUGUAAACACAACACUUUGGGGCCUGACGUACGAGGAAGCUGUUUUAAUGGAAGAAGGGAGUGGGGCAUAAAAUCGGUGUGCUGUGUGUGGAUUUUACUAUAUUAUUUCCGUGCGUGCUGGAUGGAAGAAGUUGUUGUUUGUGACCAUAUACAUUCCGUCGUAGUGGGAUCAGUAGUAGGUGGUGGUAGCAGGAGAAGGAAGGAAGGAAGGGAAGGAAGUCUGAUGAUGACUUUGUGUAGCGGCGGAAGGAUGCUGCUGCCGAAGACGAAGAAGAAAGUGUUGUUGGAGAGAGCGAGCGAGGAGGCAGCAGAAUUGGACGACGACGAAGGAAUAUUAUUAUCACAGAAGAAGAAGGAGAGGGAUUCUUCCAAAGUACUCUGUUCGAGCCAUUGUGAUGGAGCAACUUCCCCAAAUCGCCUUAUUUUGUCACGAGGAAGGGCCUCACCUGGACCACGUCCUUCCUCAACACAUCCUCCCACACGUCGUCAAACUCCUCACUGACAAGUUCACUCAGGUGAGGAAGACGUCUCAAGCUGGUCUCUUGCUGCUGGUGGAACGAGGAAUCAUUGCUCCUAGUCAAGUGGAAGAGCAUGUGGUGCCCAUUGUGAUGGAGUUCACCAUGCCCGUCGCCCAUGAGGACUAUCGGACGGAGAUAACCCAGUUCAUGAGCAAGUUAGCACCGCUAGUGGGAAAGGAUAUCACCAUAAAUUGGUAUUUGGACCGAUUCUGCCACCUUUGCCACGACAAGUUAUUCCAAGUCAGGAAAGUGUGUGCUUCCAGUAUUGGAGAAAUGGCCACCGUCGUCGGUAUAAACCUAACGGAACACGUUCUCGUGAGCCAUUUUCGCUCCUUGUGUCAGGAUGAAGUUUGGGGGGUCCGAAAGGGGUGCGCAGAAACAAUCACAGUCUUUUCCAGUUGCUGUAAACCCAUGGUGAGGAAGGAGAUAUUAACCAAGGCAUUUGUGGAACUACUUCAGGACUCCUCUCGCUGGGUGAGAGUGUCGGCUUGUCAGUCAUUGGGACCAUUCAUUACCACAUUCGUCAGCAACCUUGGCACUUCUUCAGUCACCACCGAUUGUUCGGAAGCGGAAAAAUCAUUCCUAUCCACAUACAAAGCGGGCAAUUAUGAACGGGAAACCAGCACGGAUUCGCUUACCGAGUAUGAAAGACGUCUGCCAUCUUUGACACCUACCACCUCUGCCCUAGUCGCCCCAAAUAGCAACUCUACGCGAUUGAUAGCAAACAACGAAAGCAUUUGUGAAGAAGGAACAGUAGAUCAAAAUCAAAACACGAAAGGACCAUCACUGACCACGGAGCCUGCUCAAACGAGUCAAAGUACCGAUUUCAGUGUCAUGCCCAUGCCCAUGGACAUUGAUGACGUGGAGGAUAGCAAUUUUAGCGAACCGAAACUUUAUUCUACGGCUGUAAACUCAGUCACGUUGAGUUUUGAAGAGAAACGUAGAAUUGCAUACGAGCAGAAUGGCAACGAGGUAGAUGCCCAGGAAGAUGAUGAAGAUGAAGUCAUGAAUUACAACACCUACAAAUCAUCAGAAAAUAGUGACAAUCAAAAUAGCAUUGCUCAGGAUCAGUCCAAGGUUUAUGAGUCGAGUUCCGACAACGGGACUAAUGAUCAAUCAUCACCAACAAUGUUACAAUAUUAUGUGGGUCCUUCACCCGAGCUGGACUCAAAGGUGGAGAACUCGGAUGCACUUCUCCGAGUGGAAGUGAACAAGAAUCAAGAGACUUUAGAAGCUCCUGACGAGACGACAGAGUACGAUACUUGGCAGUAUUGGCGUGAUUCGAUUCCAGAAAUUGAUUUGAACGUCGAAGUGGGCAAGCUCAAAGUUGGGACUGAAAGGAUUGAUGCUCAAAUGGAAGUUGAUGCCCUGUUUGAGUCCGGCCUUUCAAAGUCUGGUGAGAUUGUAAUAUCCAUGAACACAACGUCUGGAAUGGGUGCUCAGGAUGACAAUAAUAAAACAGCGUACAUUAUGCCAGAUAUGCAGAUUCAUCGAAGCUAUAUGAAUUUAUUUAAUGCCACAAGUCGAGAGCAGGCAAUAUAUGGGUUUGAGUCUUUAAAGUUGGGGGAUGCCUUCGACGAUGAUGAUGAUGACGAGCAACUCAACGCAACCUAUUCUCUUGGUGAUGAGUACUCUGCACACUCGCUAUGGGGAAACAGAAACUGCAGGCCCAGACUGUUGACGGAUUUGCCAAAAACGAUUCCAGUGAUUCAAGAUAUUGUUCCAGAAAUCUUGUUGGAAAAUUUCACAGCCCUCUGUCAACAAAGUAAAGACCAUCAAAACACGGACAGUGAAAUACUUUCGUUUUGUGUGUACAAUUUUCCUGCCGUCGUUUUAACUCUGGGUCCCCAAAAUUGGUCGCUCCUUCGUGACUGCUAUGAAGCUUUGGCGUGCAAUGUGCAGUGGAAGAUUCGUUACACCUUGGCAUCAUCCCUUCAUGAGAUUGCUGGUAUUCUUGGACCUGAAUUAUCCGAACGGGAUUUGGUUCCAUUUUACAAUGCGACGACGAAAGACCUAGAUGAAGUUAGGAUUGGUAUUUUACGAAACUUGGCCAGUUUCAUAAAGGGUUUGGGAGGCGAGGCUCAGAGAAAAUGUCUGGAAACGCUGGAUCGAUUCGCAGUAACAGAAAACAAUCGAAAUUGGCGGUUUAGGUUGGAGUUGGCCGACCAGAUUAAAAAUCUGUCAGAAAUCUAUGAAGCUGAAGAGAUUUUUAAAGUACUGUGUCCUCUAACCAUGGAUCUGCUCUUGGAUCGAGUGGCUGAAGUGAGAAAGAAGGCAUUGAGUGUGAUUCCCUAUUUGGUGACGAGACUCAAUUACUCGUAUGCGGACCACCCCAAUGACCCGAGCAUUGUAAAGGAUUUUCUAGAACACCUCAUAAAAACUCUUGGUUAUAGCGAUGUGUGGGUGCGGCGACAAGCAUUCGCCACCCUUGCCGGCCAACUCGUUGAGAUUGGUGCCAUGUCACCACCACAAUUUGCUCAAAAUAUUCUACCUCCAUUCCUUGCUCUGAGCAAGGACAAAGUUCCUAAUGUUCGACUCAAGGUUGGCCAGUCUAUUGUGAUGAACAUUCUACAUCAAGAAUAUUUUGCUGACCCAUCAAACCCUGCCAACGAGCUUUUACAAGCAACUCUGAUUGAACUACAAGAAGACGACGACAGGGACGUUCGAUACUGCAGCCAAUUUCCUGAUGAAGAUUUUGAAUGUACAAAAUGACCUCAUCCGCUCGCUCAUGAUGAACCUCUACGUCGUCAGUAUACGCACACCAAUCACUAUCUGAUAUAUUUAUUCCAUGACAGUAAUUAUUGUACUCAAACUGUGUGCCAUAAUAUGUUUGAUACUUAACUUCACCAUUAGUUUAGUAUUUAAUAUUUAAAUGUGCCUACAAUUGUUGCUCAGUCACCAGCGCCGUUAGCCUCGUUAUAAAGAAGCGCACAAGUCCCGUGAACUGGAGAAAGUUGGUCAUGCACACUAGUUUAGUAAAUGAGGUACCACAAUUUAUGAAAGAACUGAAACACGCUUGUGAUAUUAAAUUUAUAAUACGAUUUCGGUGUCGCUGAAUCUAAUGUCUUUUCUACUUGUAUCCGAUAAUCUGCGCAGUAAUGAUUUUUAUACAAUUUUGUAGUUCCAUUUACAUGAACUAGUAAAAAAAUACACGAAAUUAUUAUCCAAAAAUGUUAAAAUAUACAAAAAGGCAAAUAAAACAAAGAAUAUAAUUGAA